AUGUUCCAUGUUCCAUGGCCACAUGUUGACAGUUGACAUACGUAUACAUGUAGCUUAACUUUAAACUUGGUUUAAUUUUCUAUCUCUUGAAUUCCAAGGAUUACAAAAUAAUAUGAGAUAUUAAAUGUCAAAUUGCUAUUAUUUUCACGCGUUAGAAAAGAAAAAAAAUGUAUCAUACUAAUUAAAAUUUUAAAAAUUUGGCGGAAAUUGUAAUCUCUCUUAUAUAAUUGAACAAUUUUUUAAUCCUUUUUAUUCCAGAAUGCAUAAUAUAAUUAUGGAUCAGAAAAUUUCUAUAUAGUUAAAUUAGACUAAUUAUGCCAAAGAAGAAAAGAGAUGGGUGGGGAGAAAAUGGCUUUGAAGAUUGGGGUGGUUAUAUGGCUGCAAAGAAAGCCAAACUGGAGGAACAGUUUCGUGAUACAGCUAAGAAAGAAUUUAAAGAAUCUAAAGAAUCAUCACAAUUGUUUAAAGGAAUUGCGAUAUUUGUUAAUGGUUACACAGAACCAACGUCGGAUGAGCUCAGACGUCUAAUGAUGAUGCAUGGAGGAAUAUAUCAUCAUUACAUGCGCCCUAAAAUCACGACUCACAUUAUAGCAUCUAAUCUGCCAUAUUCCAAAAUAAUGUUAUAUAAAAAGAGUCAAAAUCCAAUUCCUAUUUGUAAGCCCCAGUGGAUCAUCGAUAGCAUAGCAGCUGGAAGCGUCUUGAAUUUUCAGAACUAUUUACUUUAUUCUAAUAGCACUGAUGUACAGCCUCAGUUGGCAUACAAAUUAAAUAAUAAGAGUAAAGAUAGUACUAACUUUGUUGCACAUAAUAAACCAGAUAAUAUUAUUGAGAAACCUGAAACUUCAGUGAACAACAAGACUGAUAUAAAUAGAAAGAAUUCAUCAAAACACAAUGUGUUUAAUGAUGCAUCGAAAGAAAUUAUAACCAACUCUAAUCAAUCUUUGAAUACAAAAACGAGUGCGCAAUCUACAAAGGAUGCUGAAUUUCUAUCGACGUUUUACAGUAACUCGAGAUUACAUUAUAUUUCUACCAUGGGAACUAUGUUCAAAGAUUAUGUGAAUGAGUUAAGGGAUAAGAGCAACGGGGUAUUUUCCGGCCUUGAGCGUUUAAUAAAAUUAAAUGGCACUAAGAAUGCCUCUACUUCAGUUGGCUGUGAAUUGGAUUUUGAAGAUGAGACAAUUUGUUUUGCAGAUAAAAUUACAACUAAAGCGAAUGACAAGCAAUCUAUUAUAAUGCAUAUUGAUAUGGACUGCUUUUUCGUAUCCGUGGGAAUCAAAAAUAGACCGGAAUUACAAAAUGUACCGGUGGCCGUAACACACGCGAAAGGCAAUACAUUUUCGGCGAAUUACAAUGGCAAAGAAGAGUUUGGAUCUAUGUCGGAAGUAGCUUCAUGCUCGUACGCAGCAAGAAAGGCUGGUGUAAAGAACGGCAUGUUUUUAGGAGAGGCAUUAAAACUAUGUCCUAACUUAACGACGAUUCAGUAUGAUUUCGAGGGUUACAAGGAAGUUUCAUACAUAUUGUACGACACCGUAGCAUCCUAUACUUUAGAUAUCGAAGCGGUAAGCUGCGACGAAAUGUAUGUCGAUUGCACGAAAAUUCUUGAGACAUCUGGACUUUUACCGUUGGAGUUUGCUACUAUAAUCAGGAAUGAAAUAAAGCAGAAAACGGGUUGUCCGGUGUCCACGGGAUUCGGUAAUAAUAAGUUGCAGGCGAGAUUGGCAACGCGAAAAGCUAAGCCCGAUAAUCAAUUCUAUUUCAGCGGUCAAAACGCAGAGACAUAUAUUCGAACUUUUAAUAUAAGAGAUUUACCAGGAGUUGGCGGAACAACUUCAUAUAAGUUACAUAAAAUGAAUGUACGUACAUGCGAAGAUUUGCAAAGAAUCUCGUUGGGAGUUUUACAAAAAGAAUUCGGCAAAAAGAUGGGAGAGCAGUUGUAUAAGAUGUGCCGUGGGAUAGAUGACACAAAGCUGAAUCUAGAAUAUAUCAGAAAAUCUGUAUCAGCUGAAGUUAAUUAUGGCAUAAGAUUCCAGAAUAAUGGUGAUGCUGUUGAUUUUUUGAGCGAAUUAUCUGUAGAGGUGUGUAAUCGAUUGACAUUGGCUCGUGCAAAAGGUAGAUGCAUCACAUUAAAAUUGAUGGUCAGAGCUGAAGAAGCGCCGAAGGAAGCCGCAAAGUUCAUGGGUCAUGGACUUUGCAAUUAUAUAACAAAAUCGAAGAAUCUUAUAGCAGCUGUUAAUGACAUCAAUAUAAUUAAAAAGGAAGUUAUAAAUAUUUGGAACCAAUUGCAUUUAAUACCCGAAGACAUGAGAGGAAUUGGAAUACAAAUAUCCAGAUUAGAAAUGUAUAAGACUAAGCAAGCUAAAAGCAACUUAAUUAAUUUUUUUAAUAAAACGAAAAAAUCACAACAAACGUACGAUAAAAUGUUGGAAGAUGACAACAAGGAUCAUUGCGUCUCGGAGAAAUCUAAAUUGGAUUGCUCUGAAAUGUCUCCAACUACAAAACCAUCACUAGAAAGAAAAAUUUGUGAUGCAGAAAUUAAUAAUUUGCUACCGGAAUCGGCAAAAAAUUCUGAGUUGAUCGAUAGUGCAAUUCCAAUUGAUGUUCAAGUCGAACCAUUGACAGCUAAAUUAAAAAAUAAGUCUAAGGUUAAUGAAAAUACUAGGGCGAAAGAUUUAUUUGAAAAAUCCAACAAAAAAGUACUACAAAAACAAACGUCUCAAGAGAAUUUUUUUAAACAAGUAAAACCAAAUAGCGGAAAAUUAUCGAAAUGCGAUAUCGAGAUACCGCAAAUACAAGAUAUUGAUAUGUCUGUGUUAAUCGAAUUGCCUACAGAUAUAAGAAAUGAGAUAUUAGACGAGUACAAAAGAAACAAGAAACAAUCUCGAAUGAACACUACAGUUGAUUCGAUAAAUGAAAUGCUGCAUGACGAAGAAAAUACAAAUGUACAAAAUUGUUCGCAAGUCGAUCCGGACACUUUAUUAGCUUUGAUGGAAAGUAAUUUGCAUCCCGAUGUGCAACGCGAUGUGCAGAUGUACUGUAAUAUGAAGAAAAAAACUAAUAGAGCAAAUUUCAUAGAAACAAAUAAAAAAAGCGAUAGUAAACAAUUACAAGAAGUGGAUGCUUCAAAGAUCAGUGAUAAUAAAGAGAAUGCAAUACUUAAUGUAAAUAGCAUUUGUAAAGAUAAAGCAGAACGUAUAGCACCAGAGAACACAAUGCAUGCGGCGGAUCAACUGGGCAAAAACGGCGAUACUACUGAAGCAAACCAUAUACCGUGCCAAAUUAAUCGUGUCGAGACUUCAAAUAAGAAUAUUGCGAUAAAUAAAACUGAUAUCUGUAUUUUACAGAACUUGAGUAUUUUACAUAACAAUGAGAAAGUAGAUAAACAUCAAGAAAUGUUGAUUAAUCUUGUGAAUCAUCUCUUCACUCUUCCAUUACAACAGAUAAAACUGCAAAUACAAACGUGGGUCACUAAAUCUAAUAUUGUGAAUGAAGUGGAUUUCCUGUCACUAGCGACAUUUCUUAGCAUGCUUCCGGAAAAGAAACGUAUCGAAGAUUUACAUGUUUUGCUGAAAACAAUGUACAGAUGUACAACGAAAACUGGAAACUGCAUUUGGCAUAGAACGUACAGAAGGACCGUGAAACAUGUUCAACGUUAUAUGCAGAUCGAGUACAACAACAAUCUAAUGAUACCGUUGAUCAGAUGUAAUGAUCCAAGAUGUAAUAACAAUUGAAUACAAAAUCUCGUAAAUUUAAUAAAUUAAAUUUCUACUAA
This is a messenger RNA of Solenopsis invicta (red fire ant), 3769 nucleotides long. It is a transcript of the gene Rev1, whose product is annotated as DNA repair protein REV1. The coding region runs from base 315 to 3728 and encodes 1137 amino acids. Gene Ontology annotation, cellular component: nucleus. Gene Ontology annotation, biological process: error-free translesion synthesis; error-prone translesion synthesis. The transcript is spliced from 6 exons. Gene Ontology annotation, molecular function: deoxycytidyl transferase activity; DNA-directed DNA polymerase activity; damaged DNA binding. The record is from RefSeq and is a predicted model, not a curated record. Lineage: Eukaryota; Metazoa; Arthropoda; Insecta; Hymenoptera; Formicidae.